AUGUCUCCACCAGAAACUCCUCCAACUCAACCGACUCCAGCUCGAGCGGAGGAGGUGGAGCCAGUGGAGUCAGACGUCGUCCAGUACCAGCGCCGGGGGAGGACCGCCCUGUGGGUCACCAUGACGCUGCUCGUCUUGUCUCUGAUGGUGCUCACGAUCGGGUUCCUCGCCGCCACUCGCACCUCCAACGUGAGCGUGGCAGGAUUUUACUCCGGGAUUACGUUGAGCUUUGGAGCGUUUCUUGGCGUCGUCGCUCUUCACCUCGUAGAAAACCGCCGGCCGAUGCUGAUCGCCUCCAUCAUCUUCAUCAGUAUGGGCGUCAUCGCGGCGUUUUUAUGUGCCAUCGUGGACGGAAUCAUCGCAUCACAACUUAUUGACGUGCGGCCGCUGGAGGAGGACAUGUGCGACUACUACGGAAGUGUGUCUGGAUACGCCUACGACAACUACUACACCGAGGUGACGUGUCGAGCUUCAAACAAACCCUGUAAACUCAAACUGGAGAGUCACACCUGCUACUGCUGCUACCUGUUCAACUGUGAGAGUGACUACCACUCGCAGUACUACAGGUUCACAGGUGUGAGGAGCUGCUGGGACGUGAUCCACCUCCAUCGUCUGCUCUGGGCGUCCGUCGUGCUCAACGUCGUCGCCAUGUUUCUGGGAAUCAUCACCGCGGCGCUGCUGGGAGCUUAUAAGGACCUGCAGAAACCGUCUCGUAACGUCCCCCCGAGUCCAGCGCCGCCUCCUCACAUCCUGUACAACCCAAACCAGCACAUCCUGACCUACGCCAGCUUCUGCCCGCCCCAGGCCCUGCCCGCCUACCCCAACUACCCCCUCCCCGUCCCGCCCAACCCCUCGUACCCCGCCCCGUCCACCCCUCAGCCCGUCCCUGAAGGAGGCUGUCCCCCCAACACUGUCCCCUGUGACCCUCCUCAGAGCCAGCAGCCCCCGUCAGGACAGAUGCCCAUCGCACACCCCCAGGGGAGCACCCAGGAGACAGGGGGGUACCCGACACCCAAUGCCCCUAACGCCCCGAUGCUGUACGGAGAGGCGUACGGGCCGUUUGAGAAGCCCCCGCCGUACGCUUACUGA
This is a messenger RNA of Periophthalmus magnuspinnatus, 1089 nucleotides long. Its product is annotated as transmembrane protein 255B. Bases 1 to 1089 code for a protein of 362 amino acids. The transcript has 10 exons. NCBI's taxonomy places the organism in Eukaryota, Metazoa, Chordata, Actinopteri, Gobiiformes, Gobiidae. The record is from RefSeq and is a predicted model, not a curated record.